Messenger RNA from Odontomachus brunneus, 1582 nucleotides. Its product is annotated as WD repeat-containing protein 74. The record is from RefSeq and is a predicted model, not a curated record. Lineage: Eukaryota; Metazoa; Arthropoda; Insecta; Hymenoptera; Formicidae. The transcript is spliced from 8 exons. The coding region runs from base 237 to 1487 and encodes 416 amino acids. Gene Ontology annotation, biological process: ribosomal large subunit biogenesis. Gene Ontology annotation, cellular component: preribosome, large subunit precursor; nucleolus. Gene Ontology annotation, molecular function: protein binding.
CGAUCAUUAGUUGACUGCUUGCAACUAAUGUAGAACGACCUCAAAGCGCUUCAAAGCGUUUGCAGUGUUUAAUGGAUCGUAUUCUUGGCUAUGUAUAUAUAUAUUAUAUUGUAGCUAUACGACACUUGUCAGUUUCUUGUAUGACAAGCGCAUGCGUAAUUUUUUAGUUUUUAAAGCUCCUCACACGUGUGUGCUUACAUGAAUUUUAUAUAUAUACAUGUUGUUUUGCAUCUACAAUGAGCUACAAAGACAAUUUUAACGUUUUCGUGGGUGGUAAAUCAGGUAUUUUCAAAGGAAUAAAAAUUGAAAAAAAAGCAAAUAUAAUUAAGAAUAUACAGGACUUAGUUUCUAUCACGGAGAGUGAUCAAGUGACUACUGUCUCCUGGGGUGAUGAUGAUGAGAAAGAUAUUUUAAUUGCAUGUGGUGUAAAGGGAAACAGAAGAGUAAAAAUCUAUGACUCUGAGAGUUCUAGAUUUACAUGUUCAUUUCUUUGUAACACAGGCAAAGGCAGUAUUAAUGGAAUAUCACAAUAUGAUGGGUCAAUUCUGACAGCAGUCAACUCUGGUGAAGUGACUCUGUGGCGAUUAGACAGAGAAGAGGAAUUAUUAAUAAAUGCUGGAGAAAAUUUGGACAGAAUGUGUCACUCUCGCGUGCAACGAAAUGUAAUAGCCACUGGAGGACGGGAACAUAUACUCAAAUUGUAUGACUUGGAAAAGCAAGCGUUGAUAUUCAAUGAAAAAAAUCUUCGGCAUGAUUGGUUAGAACUGAGGGUACCUAUUUGGAUAUCCGAUAUGAAUUUUCUGCCAGAAACCCAACAGAUUGCCACAGUAGGCAGAUACGGACAUGUACGCCUGUACGACCCACGUGCGCAGAGGCGCCCUGUAAUAAAUAUAACGCAUCAAGAUGAAGCUUUCACCUGUAUGUGCGUUACUCUAAAAGAAAAACACAUUAUAGUAGGCUCUGGCAAAGGUAAUUUGAAUCUCGUCGAUCUCAGAAAACCAGGCAAAAUAUUAAACACAUACAAAGGAUUCGUCGGUGGAGUAACCGGGGUGGCUUGUAGUAUGAGUAAUCCAUAUAUCGCAAGCGUCAGCUUGGAUAGAUAUUUGCGGAUACAUCAUAUCGAUACAAAAGAACUUCUAAAAAAUAUUUACCUAACAUCGAGACUGACGUGUCUGGCAAUGAGGUCGGAUUUCUCUAUAGAAACAAACACUGAAAAUAAUCAAAAAGUCAUAACGGAAUCCAGUUGUGACAAUGGCGGUAGCGUUGGCGAACAAUCCUCAGAUGAUGUGGCUAGCGAAGCGGAAUAUGACGAAUUAUUUAACAAAAUGCAAGUAGUGGGUAAUAAGAGUGAAAAAGUCGGUAAAAAGCGGAAACUUGUCAAGUCAGCAAAGAAAGUCUCGUCGAAUGAUCGUGAUAUCGUAUCUCAAAAUCCGAUGCAAAAGAGGAAAAAGAAAGAUCAAGCAUGGCUUUGCAAAGAGAUAGAAUAAUAAUUAAGAUAAUAGAUUUCAAUUACAAUUUAUGAAUUUGCUAAUGUUACUUCUUACGAAUAAACAUAUGUUAUAUAUAGUUUUUUUAAAACGUA